AUGAACAUUUUAAACACUGGCACCACUAUCUAUCGCAACAAAUUCAGAACAAGACUAUAUCUCCAACUAGGUCCACUUCGAUGCUACUCCACUCAAUCAAUGGAGAGAGUAAUUGGUGUCUUUUCCAAGCUGAUCAAGUCUAAAUGCAAGGGCGGCCGUAAUGCCAGUUUUCUUGUGGAGCAAUUUAUAUUGCAUAACUAUGUUAACACGACCAUCAGUAUCCAAGACAAAAUUGAUCUUAUUCAGCCCAAGUCGUAUGGUAGAGAAAGUUAUAUGAAUCUCCCUAAUGAUUCUAGUGGUGCGCAGUUGUGGGAGCCAUUUCAUCGAUUUGCUCAUUUGAACAAUGAUUUGGUGGAAGGUCUUGAGGUUUUACUUGGCUCUCUUUGUUUCCUUGAUUUUGUUGAAGUAAUGAAGGAAUAUGAUGCGACUGCCCACGACUCAUCUGUACCAAUCGUCAAACAGCAGUCACAAAACAGCUCAACAGGUUGCCAAACACAAUCUACAUAUGCAGUAAUAAGUGUCAAUGAUAUUCAUCAUCAAGUUGGUCUUAUACAAUACCCACCAAAUGCAAAUCAGUUCUAUAUUGCUAAUGACAUUAUCAUCUUACUAAAAACUGCAGAGAAAUUACUGGCUUUCAACCACAAAAAUGAUAGUUAUGUGCCUAUUUCAGACACAGUUGCCACUCCUAUAGCCAUAGUGAGACAACACUCCAAAGAACAAGAACACUGUAUAUAA
Messenger RNA from Phycomyces blakesleeanus NRRL 1555(-), 735 nucleotides. RefSeq lists its product as hypothetical. The transcript is spliced from 4 exons. The record is from RefSeq and is a predicted model, not a curated record. Lineage: Eukaryota; Fungi; Mucoromycota; Mucoromycetes; Mucorales; Phycomycetaceae. Bases 1 to 735 code for a protein of 244 amino acids.